CUUCUCUCUCCCGGUCUUCUCGCCUUCCUCCCCACAUGGAAUUGGACUGCAGCCACACCUAUACUCUCCCUCCUCUUAUCUCUCCUGGCCUCUUUCUCACCCAUCCCCUUCGUGCUGCGCUCCCCUCUCUCCCGCAGCUAGGGAACCAUGCUCCGCUUCAGGACCGAGGGCUAUAACGGCUGCGCAGUCAAGUACUCGCCUUUCUUCGACAAUCAGCUUGCGGUCGCGUCGGCUGCCAAUUUUGGUCUGGUUGGCAAUGGGCGUCUGUUUAUUCUCGAGCUGACCCCGAACGGCAUUGUGCCAGUGAAAUGGUUCACCACUCAAGACUCCCUCUAUGAUCUCGCGUGGUCGGAGAUCCAUGAAAGCCAGGUCCUGGCCGGCUCUGGUGAUGGAAGCGUCAAGCUGUUCGAUAGCAACCUGAAUGACUUCCCCGUGCAGAACUGGAAAGAACACAACCGCGAAGUCUUCAGUGUGAACUGGAACCUGGUUGCAAAGGAUCGCUUCUGCUCGAGCAGCUGGGAUGGCACCGUGCGCGUCUGGUCGCCUGAACGCCCUCACUCCCUUAUCACCCUCCCGACCCACAGCUGCACCUAUUCCGCCGCUUUCUCUCCCCAUUCGCCCGACAUCCUCUCCUGCGUGACGUCCGAUUCCUAUGUCCGCCUGUUCGACCUUCGUACUCCGGCAUCGGCCUCGAACCACCUCGUCAUGCAGAUUCCCAUCCAUGCCGCCCCCGUUCCUACCGUACCUGGCACCCCCGGUGUUCCUCCCGCUGCCUCUCCUCCCUCCGAAUGUCUGACCCAUGACUGGAACAAAUACCGACCCUCGAUUUUGGCUACUGCCGGCGUGGACCGAACCAUCCGCACCUUCGACAUCCGAGCUCCCCAGCAAGGCCCCCAGGCUGUCAUGGUCGGUCAUGACUAUGCCAUUCGCAAACUGUCGUGGUCCCCGCAUCUUUCGAACAUACUCUUGAGCGGAGGAUAUGAUAUGACCUGCCGCGCCUGGAGCGACCAGUCACCUUCGGGAGUCGUCGGAGACACGGAUAUGAUGCACGCUGGGCCCGCCCCCGUUAUGGGCGCAGAGCUGGGCAGAAUGAACCAGCACUCGGAGUUUGUGACCGGUGUCGACUGGUGUCUUUUUGGCAGCGAAGGUUGGUGUGCCAGUGUGGGUUGGGAUGAGAAUCUGUUUGUCUGGGAUGUGCGCGCGGUGAUGGGAUAGAGGGGAGUUUCAGUUUCCCACGAACCAAAACACACCUCAGUCCGCAUAUUGGCGACUAAGCGAUCUGUUUUCUUCUCACUUGACUUGGUUUGUCUUCCACCCUUUCUUCUUUCUCUUUCUCCUGGUCUGGACAGGAUGAUGACUUGAUGUCCCUUGUUCUUUUUUCUCCUAUUUGAUUACACUUCUUUUCCCUGUAUUGGAUACUAGAUUGCAUGAUACCAAUUUCUAUGUCUCGAAGGAGGGGCGCUAGUGAUUAUGGCAAAU
Messenger RNA from Aspergillus steynii IBT 23096, 1479 nucleotides. It is a transcript of the gene pex7, whose product is annotated as putative peroxisome biosynthesis protein (Peroxine-7). The transcript has 2 exons. The record is from RefSeq and is a predicted model, not a curated record. Gene Ontology annotation, cellular component: cytosol; peroxisomal matrix. Gene Ontology annotation, biological process: protein import into peroxisome matrix. NCBI's taxonomy places the organism in Eukaryota, Fungi, Ascomycota, Eurotiomycetes, Eurotiales, Aspergillaceae. Gene Ontology annotation, molecular function: protein binding. The coding region runs from base 148 to 1215 and encodes 355 amino acids.